AUGAAUAUCUGACAAGAGUUGGAACUUUGCUGUAUCAAAUGCAGGCCGGACCAGGGACCAUUAAAUAGCGGUCAGACUGGAGGGAGCUGAGGUAACCCUGACAAAAAGAGUGAUCUCCCUCCAACAUGAAACGCAUUAUCCUGUGGUCAGUUUUGGUGACUGCAGUCUUUUCAACAGAUGGCAGCAUAUACAUUGCAGAGGCAGAGACAAAGGGCCCUGGACUUUACCACUAUGAUCUUGCUGUUCUGGGAACUGUACUUGCCAUCAAGUUUAAAGCAGUUCUUUUAGUCCUGGCGGUCAUCUUUGGAAUAGGCGUAUACUACAAGCUGUUUGCUGGGUUUGGUAACUACUACAAGGGCCUCAAAUGUCAGCCACCUGUCAUAUAUGAGUCACCAAGCCAUGGAAAAUAUAAUUAUGACCACGAACCAUACGGGAAUUCUGAAAGACGCGAUAGAGCAAAUGAUUUUACAAAAUACACUGAGAAUUUGGACUUUGAAUUGCUGACAACUGUGAUGAAAGGAAUUGGCCUUCGGGACCUAAGUUUCAACAUCACGGAUAAAGGAAAUGGAUCAUGCAGGAGACGAAUUGUUUGUGAAGCAGACAGACUGGCCAGUACAAAUCCAGUGGUGGGUUAUGCCAUCGAUCUUCUAAGAGGAUUGUCGAGGUAUAGAACAUCAAGACCAACGAAUCAAGGAGCUCUCAACUGUGCAGCGCGUUAUCCAGAGUGCAGCACUGGCAGAGGCACCCAACGUCAUUUACAAAAGAAGCCUCGAAGAACACCAGAAACGAAUUCCCGACUUAGAAGAGAAUAGUAGACAUAAGUUAAUUUAUUUAUUGUAUUUAUUAAAUUAUUUUCAACAUUAUAAAUGGCACUUCAAUUAAAAUUUCAUUCACCCCCCCCCCUUUUUGGUUACAAACCAGACACUUGAUUUUCUAAUUUUCUUUUCCCCCACCUUCUUCUGGGAUGUGAUGCUGUGUAGUUCAGUAAACAGGUUUAUCAUUUGAGAAGCACAUGCUACCUCUCUGUCCACCAAAACCCUGAAGAUGGAGGCUGUAGUUUUAGCAGAAUAAUAGUGCCCAUCUAUCAAACCACAUGGCAUCCCACACCACCAUCAUAACUCACUGUUUCUCAAACUUUAAUCGCAGGAAAUGUUUUUUGGAGUAAAUUUUUUUUACAACUGUCCACAACUUACUUUGCUCAAAGGAAGCUAUUUUUAUCCUUUUCUUACCAUAUACUUUCCUUGAACUAUAUUUUUAUCUUACGAAAAACACCUAUGCAACCUGUCACAUGCUUAACAACACCCUGGUGGCCACGACUCACCAUAUACAAACCAUAACCUGAAUAUUCAACAUUGUUAAGAACAAUGCAGUAUAACUGUACUGCAAUUGCAGUAUAACACACGCAGUCACAGGAGCAAUACACAACACAAAGCACAAUACACACACAAAAGUAGAAAGAGU
Molecule: messenger RNA, 1461 nt
Organism: Cryptotermes secundus
Lineage: Eukaryota; Metazoa; Arthropoda; Insecta; Blattodea; Kalotermitidae
Exons: 5
Coding region: 126-812 (228 amino acids)
Source: RefSeq, a predicted model, not a curated record